UCGCUCUAUUUGGUUUGGUGUAACUGUAAAUCGAAUAGUCCUCCGUCAAUUAAACAGUUAAUUAUUGAAAAUUACUGACAAAGAACUGUACGAGAAAGCUUAUAUCGACGAUCAGAUUAGUCAGUUUCUAACGUACGUUACGUCCCCGGCGAAAUUAUGUUACGACAACGAAUAGCUCGAUAUACUUACGGCAUACUAAUCGUCAUCUCCCUCACGUUCGCAUGAAACAUGGAGAGCAAUGGCAAAUAUAAGACACAGGGAUCCUCUGUUAUACCCCUGCAGAUCCACGCAGACGACGAGACAUUCAUUCGAGAUCGAAACCGGUACCAAUACCGGUGGACAAGGCCCCUAUGGCCGGAUAACGGACUUCGACCACAUUCGGAAUGGAAAUUAUUUAUCGUUCUCACCACAAACCGAUGAGGCCCGUACCUUAGGGAAAUUUCGCUCGCGAAUGCAGCCCACCAACAACCGGGUUGAUCGUCAGAAUCACUCUACCUGUAGCUGUUUUUUUCAAAAUGAUCAUCAUGAGCAAGCAACGGAAAUUACGAAAACCGCGGACCGCACUUUAUCAGAACCUAAACCGCACCUCGCACCGAAAAAUAUUUGUACCAAGUGCCAUGACACGCGUGGAGAAACCAGCAUUGACGAACGUGGAGCAGGAUCGGUAGUUCAGUUUUACGAAUUCUAUGAGGAGGCGGACUCCCAAAGUUCCGUGCCGUCAGCAUUUUCGGUGUCCACGGAAAUUCAGGUAUCGCAGGAUGUUUUGAAGCAGCAGAAUGCGCCAAACAAAGACUUUACACCGAAAGACGUCAUGAAUUCAUGGAUACCGGUCGGAGGAAGACCCACGAAAGGAUUGCUCCCAACAAGUGAAAACUACAUCGACGUAUCGCCUCGAGGAUUUUCCUUGCGAAAAUACUUUCCAGAAUUAUUUUUGAACGCGACGGAAAGGAACGAAAUGCGAGCCGCACAGGGUCAGGAACUUCAAGGGUGUGAUGCAGCCACAUUACAGAAAAAGGAUUGCACACAUCCGAAAUGCCUUUGUGGAAACUUCAACGAUGUGCCAAUCACGGAAGACUGGCGAUCGGGCAUUGAGAAUGUGGGAAUUAAUGCUCCUUGUCCAUGGCGCGACGAAGAGGUACCAGUCACCACAGAUGAUUGCGAAGAAAUAAGGGAUGUGAAUCAGUCAAGUGUGAAGUUGACGUCCUCUGAACGUCCACGCAAGUGGCUUUGGUGGUCUUACGAUAAAUUUAAACGCGACAGCAAUUAGUCAGACGAUCAAAAAUCGGAUAAAGAUCAAGAACAUUUGGGCGGGGUGAAAAAGUGACGAACGUAUCGAGUAAAACGCACUAUAAUUCAUUACAA
Messenger RNA from Neodiprion fabricii, 1362 nucleotides. RefSeq lists its product as uncharacterized. The record is from RefSeq and is a predicted model, not a curated record. The transcript is spliced from 6 exons. NCBI's taxonomy places the organism in Eukaryota, Metazoa, Arthropoda, Insecta, Hymenoptera, Diprionidae. Bases 239 to 1267 code for a protein of 342 amino acids.